This is a messenger RNA of Trichoplusia ni (cabbage looper), 1188 nucleotides long. RefSeq names its product mpv17-like protein 2. The coding region runs from base 340 to 996 and encodes 218 amino acids. NCBI's taxonomy places the organism in Eukaryota, Metazoa, Arthropoda, Insecta, Lepidoptera, Noctuidae. The record is from RefSeq and is a predicted model, not a curated record. Gene Ontology annotation, cellular component: cytoplasm; membrane. Gene Ontology annotation, biological process: mitochondrial ribosome assembly. The transcript is spliced from 2 exons.
AGCGCAAUCUAAGAUUGAUCAGACGUGUCCCAUUCAUUUUUAAAUUUUAUCGGCUAUCAUUUUGUAACGAGAUCUCGUUGGCUGCAGGAUCAUUAUACUAGUAAGACUGAUUGACAUUAUACUAUAUUACAAUGUCAAUUGAUCUUCCUGCUUAUUCGUAGGAUUUAGAUGAAUCUGGUUACCGAAUUCAAACAAGUCUCAGGCUGCAAGCUUAUUAAAGAAAUUGAUUGCUUACAACAUGUUUACUCGAAAAUGUUUUGAGUAAAUCUCAUCUGUCCCACAGUAGCAAUGUUUGGCUCAAGCAAUAAGUUAUGUAUCUUAAUAGAUCUUAUGUAGAUAAUGCAACUUCUACGCGUAACAUGGAGAAGGGUUGCGGCAAAUGUACGGAGGUCAAUACCUGUGACUCAAUUUAGAAGAAUAGUGAAAGUGGCUUUUAGUGAUAAAUACUUGUUUUACACGAAUAUUACCAUAUCAUUAAGUUUAUCUUCAGUCGGUGAUCUUUUGGAGCAGAGUUAUGAAAUAUACACUAAGGAACAAGUCGGUUAUGAUAAAACAAGAUGCCUGCAUAUGGCGUUUUCUGGUGCUGCGGUCGGCGUACUUUGUCAUCAUUGGUAUAAAGUAUUAGAUAGAUUUAUUAUAGGCAAAACUGUAGACAUGGUUAUAAAGAAGUUACUGCUCGAUCAGUUAAUAUUCUCACCGAUUAUGAUUGUAACAUUUUUUGGAAGUGUCGCUUUGUUCGAAUCGAAUCCCUUUGAAAAUUUCAAGGAAGAGAUGAAGGAUAAGUUCGUUACCUUGUACCGAGCUGAGUGGAUGGUGUGGCCGCCAGCGCAAAUUAUCAAUUUCUAUUAUCUACCGACUAGGUAUAGGGUUUUAUACGACAACACGAUAUCACUAGGCUAUGAUAUUUAUACUUCUCAAGUCAAACAUAGUAAAGGAAUAAAAGCGAAAGCGGACGUUUUGAAAACAGGGACCGAAAAAUUGACUAGUUCGUCUUGACGAAGGUUUUUACUAGGGAACUUAAUAUUAUGUAAUAUGCUAGAGCAAAAUAAAGUCCAAUUACUUAGUUUUAUAAUGGCACUUAUUGUCAACAUUGUUACUACAUUCGUAAAAUUGUAACAUUCACUCAUUUACUUGAUUUUACCUCGACGUAAGCUGUGCUGUGAUAAAACGUUUACCUGCGUACAAAAA